ACUCAAUUCCACCAGCUGGUUAUUCAGGUGCUGGCCCAGUAGGGUUUCCUGUCCAACCCCAGCCUGUGUAUAAUCAACCAGGGGGACCUGCAGGGGUACCAUGGAUGCCAGCACCACACCUCCAUCAGGCUGUCCACCCGGAUUGGACUGUUUAAGUCAGAUAGAUCAGAUACUUCAUCAACAAAUUGAGCUUCUGGAAGUCAUAACAGGUUUUGAAACUAAUAACAAAUAUGAAAUGAAGAACAGCUUUGGACACAAGAUUUACUCUGCAGCAGAGGAUACAGACUGCUGUACCCGGAAUUGCUGUGGGGCUUCUCGGCCUUUUACCAUGAGGAUUAUUGAUAAUAUGGGCCAAGAAGCUAUAACUCUGGAGAGACCACUAAGGUGUGACAGCCGUUGUUGCCCUUGCUGCCUUCAGGAGAUUGAAGUCCACGCUCCUCCUCGUGUACCUGUAGGUUAUGUUACUCAGACCCGGCAUCCAUGCCUGCCAAGGUUUACAGUUCAAAAUGAGAGGAGAGAGGAUGCACUAAAAGUUAUUGGUCCAUGUGUUGGGUGCAGCUGUUGUGCAGAUGUUGACUUUGGGAUUAAAUCUCUGGAUGAAGAAACUACAGUUGGCAAGAUUUCCAAGCAGUGGACUGGUUGGAGAGAGGCAUUUACAGAUGCUGAUAGCUUUGCUAUCCAGCUCCCUUUAGACCUUGAUGUGAAAAUGAAAGCCGUAAUGCUUGGUGCAUGUUUCCUCAUUGAUUUCACGUUUUUUUGAAAGGAGUGGAAACAAAGAAUAAAAAGAAGGAGUGUGGUAGGGGAUUAAUGAAAGCCUCCUCAGAAAGUGUGGAGUCCGUGUGCUUAUUGGGACUAUGUCAAGGAAAAACUAAUUGGUUUUCUUUUCUUUAUUGAAAUGACUUCCGGCAUUUGUGAAUUCUACUAUGAUGCCUGGUAUAUGCGAUGACUUUUCAAAUUAUAGGGUUUAUUUUCCAUAUCACUUACCUAUAAAUGUUCUUAUGCAUCUUGGUUUGUUUUAUACAUUUUCUUUUUCAUUGUGUAUUUUAGAGAAAGGACAUGUUAAGUUUUACAUUUAGUCAUGAAAUUUCCUGUGGCAAG
Leopardus geoffroyi (Geoffroy's cat) is the source of this 1098-nucleotide messenger RNA. Its product is annotated as phospholipid scramblase 1-like. Gene Ontology annotation, molecular function: phospholipid scramblase activity. Gene Ontology annotation, biological process: plasma membrane phospholipid scrambling. NCBI's taxonomy places the organism in Eukaryota, Metazoa, Chordata, Mammalia, Carnivora, Felidae. Gene Ontology annotation, cellular component: plasma membrane. The record is from RefSeq and is a predicted model, not a curated record.